AUGGUCAUAAAAUGUGUGACUAAGGUAGAAGUCGAAACACUUCAAAGAGAGGCGCAAAGAACGCUGAGCAAUGACUAUAACGUCCAUGUUACCAUGCUGAGAUGCCCCAGACUGAAAAUAGUUGAUGUCACACCGGAAAUAUCACUAGACAAUAUUGAGGAUGACCUCAGAAGACAAAAUUCAUAUAUUUUGGAAAGUGAUUACCUUAAGGUAGUCUUUGUGAGGAAUCAUAGUAACAAAAACACUAAAACUAUAUUUUUGGAGUGUUCUUCCGAACUUUUCCAUAAAUGCGUCCGAAAAGGAAGGGUUUAUUUGCAGUGGCAAAACUGCAGAAUUUUCGAGGAUAUUACUGUCCCAAGAUGUUAUAAAUGUCAGGGCUACAACCACAAACGUACUGAUUGUAAAAAUUCUUCGGUAUGUGGCUACUGUAUGGAUGGUCAUGAAACAGAACAGUGUAGUAAACAUUUUAAGAGGUGUGCAAACUGUACUUCUGCCAAAUCUAAAUAUAAAAAAAAUUAUGAUGCCGCUCAUGAAGUCAAUGAUCCUGCAUGUCCUUCCUACAAAUACAUGCUAGAUGUUGUACGGAGCAAAAUAGAUUAUGGAAAGCAAUAA
This is a messenger RNA of Ceutorhynchus assimilis (cabbage seed weevil), 612 nucleotides long. The record is from the annotation of a GenBank genome assembly. NCBI's taxonomy places the organism in Eukaryota, Metazoa, Arthropoda, Insecta, Coleoptera, Curculionidae.